Molecule: messenger RNA, 2012 nt
Organism: Drosophila bipectinata
Lineage: Eukaryota; Metazoa; Arthropoda; Insecta; Diptera; Drosophilidae
Gene: Lmx1a
Product: LIM homeobox transcription factor 1 alpha
Biological process (GO): regulation of transcription by RNA polymerase II; neuron differentiation
Cellular component (GO): nucleus
Molecular function (GO): RNA polymerase II transcription regulatory region sequence-specific DNA binding; DNA-binding transcription factor activity, RNA polymerase II-specific
Source: RefSeq, a predicted model, not a curated record
UUGUUCGAUCACACGCCAUCUGACAGCGAACGCGGCUGGUCGUCCUCGCUCCGCAGCGGAACACAACAGCCACAGACAUCCAGACUCAUAAACAAUCUUACGAAUCGGUUCGAUUUUCGUGUGUCGUGACUCGCGAGUGACUUUGUGAAUAAAAAGAAACUGAACUCUAAAGAUACAAUAACAAGAAAAUCAAAAUAAAAAGAAAAGACACUGAGAUGUUGGAGUUCUACCCGAUGCCCACGAAUCUGAAUCCAGUCGGUGGCGGCUUGUAUUCGCUCCAACAGAACCAUGGUGGUGCUCGAUUCCUGGACAAUCCGAAUCCCAAUCCUGGCAAUAGUGCCAGUAAUACCUUGCACCUCAGCACCACCACCAACAACAACAAUCAUUUAGGAAACAACAUUUCCGGCAGCAACAGCCCAACGGCUUCAUUAACGGGCCCCCUAAUUUCCGCACAACAGCAGCAACUCCACCAGCAUCAGCAACACACAGUCUCGACCACGCCAGUGCCAAUUAACAGCUGCCCCACGCCCACAGGACAUAGCCCCAGCAAUAACAACAACAACAACAGCAACCACUCUGCCUGCAACACAUUAACAGCUGCUGGUGUUGCUAAUGGUGUUAGAGCUGCCACACCAGCAGCUCCUUCAGUCGCCACCUCGCAAUUAGGCGGAGCAGUUGCUGCCGCUGUUGCUGCUGCUGCUGCCGCGGCGGCUGCUGCUGCUGCAUCGGCAACAUCGACAACGGCAACACCAACAGCCACUCCAUCCUUGACGCCAGCGGCCACAGGAAACGGAAAUGGAAAUGGAUCGGCCGCUGGAGCCGGAGCAACAUCGGCUGCCCCACCGAAAUUGUCGGCCGAUUGUAGUGGACGCACAGAAGUGGGCCACAUCAAGUGCGAGAAGAACUUUGAGCUGUGCGAGGGCUGCGGCCAGAAGAUCCACGACCGCUUCCUGAUGAACGUCGGCGAGGCCAACUGGCACGAGCAGUGCCUCGCCUGCUGCUACUGCGGCCUGCAGCUCCACCACACCUGCUACGUUCGCAACUCGAAGCUCUACUGCAAGAUGGACUACGACCGGCUGUUCGGGGUCAAGUGCGCCUCCUGCUGCCACGCGAUCCUGCCCCAGGAGCUGGUGAUGCGUCCCAUCCCGAACUUCGUCUUCCACCUGCCCUGCUUCGUGUGCUACGCCUGCCGACUGCCCCUGCAGAAGGGCGAGCAGUUCAUGCUGAGAGACGGCCAGCUCUUCUGCUUCCGCCACGACCUGGAGAAGGAGAUGUUCUUGGCGGCGGCUGCGGCUCAGCACUGCGGCUUCGUGGGUCUGGACGAGGAGGAUCUGCUACGGCCGCGCGAUGGUCGUCGUGGCCCCAAGAGACCCCGCACCAUCCUCACCUCGCAGCAGCGGAAGCAGUUCAAGGCCUCCUUCGAUCAGUCGCCCAAGCCCUGCCGGAAAGUGCGCGAAGCCCUGGCCAAGGACACGGGUCUCUCGGUGCGCGUGGUGCAGGUCUGGUUCCAGAACCAGCGGGCCAAGAUGAAGAAGAUCCAACGCAAGGCCAAGCAGAAUGGCGGCUCCGGGGGCAGUGGCAGCGGUCGGGGAGCGGGCAACUCCAGUGCCACCGACGACAAGGACACCAACGAUAAAGAGGAAAAGUGCGUCAAGCAGGAGAUUGGUGGCGACAGUUCUGGGUAUCUGGGUGGCUUGGACAGCACCUUUGCCAGCCAGCCCCUUAAUCCGAACUUGCCCUUCUCGCCGGAUGACUAUCCGGCCAACUCGAACGACAGUUUCUGCAGCUCGGACCUCUCGCUGGAUGGAAGCAACUUCGACCAGCUGGACGACGACGCGGAUUCGCUGUCGCUGAACAAUCUGGAGCUGCAAUCGACCAGCUCCUCAGGCAACCAGCACUCCCACUCGAAUCCCCACGACAUGCUGGCCAACCUGAACAACAGCCUGAUAAACCCCAUCGACAAGCUGUAUCUGAUGCAGAACUCCUACUUCAGCUCGGAGCACUAGAUGGUC